Molecule: messenger RNA, 1583 nt
Organism: Mangifera indica (mango)
Lineage: Eukaryota; Viridiplantae; Streptophyta; Magnoliopsida; Sapindales; Anacardiaceae
Product: putative UPF0481 protein At3g02645
Exons: 1
Coding region: 110-1441 (443 amino acids)
Source: RefSeq, a predicted model, not a curated record
CCACAAUUAGCCCAUUACUCACUAUUGGUCUCGUUUCAUCAAGUUUAUAAGCUCAGGACUUGCUAAAUUCAUUUGCGUAAACUCACAUAACCAUUCUUUGAGAGUAGUAAUGGGAGAAAAACUAGCCGUUUCCGUCAGCCUAGCAUGCGAGAAUCAGCCGGAGGUGAUCAUACCACUACAUGGAGAAGGACGGUCGAAGAUAGAGAAAGUUCCGGCGAUACUUCGUGAUGUUAAGGCAAACAGUGACUGCUUUGAUCCUCUUGUGGUUUCAAUUGGUCCUUAUCACCAUGGAAAGGCUCAGCUUGCGCGUAUGCAGCAGCACAAAAAAACAAUGGCUUGUCAGUAUGCAGAUAAAUAUCUUACGACGUCGCUUGAAGACUUGUAUCAGAAGUUCAGUCCCUUGGCCAUUGAUGCAAGAGACUGUUACACCGAGGAAGAAGUAGACAAGUUCAACGACAAGGAGUUCAUUGAGAUGAUGGUUAUUGACACCUGCUUCAUCCUCCAUUUCAUCGACUGCUUUCGAGAGGACAAACUAGAGGAUUUGAAGAUGAAAAACAACAAGAUAGCUUUCGUUCAACGAGACUUGUUGUUACUGGAAAAUCAAAUCCCUUUUAAAGUCCUCAAUGAAAUAUCGCGCAAAGAGUUAGUAAAAAUUUCACCCGAAGAAACUACGCAGACAACCAUACAAAAUUUUCUUUCUGGUUUUCCUUAUUGUGUUAAAAGAGAACCUGCUCACCUUCUUGACCUUAUGCGCAGCAAUCUCGUUGGUGAAUGCGCUUGGAAAAAAAAUGCUCAACGUGGUGAAUGCGGUCGGAAAAAAAAUGCUCAACGUGGUGUAUGCGGUUGGAAAAAAAAUGCUCAACGCAAGCGCAAAGGCAGUCAUUGGUUUUCCUAUCGUUCAGCCCAGGAGCUCAAGGCUAAGGGCAUCCAUUUCAGGCCUAGCAAGACUAACAAAUUCACGGACGUUUGUUUUCGAAGUUUGUGUUUUUGUGCAGGUUAUCUGAGUCUUCCACAAAUAGGCAUUGAUGAUUCAACAAAGUCUAUGCUUCUAAACAUGGUAGCCCACGAAUCCAGUACCGAUGGCCCGGACGAUCUCGGAGUUUCUUCAUACAUAUGCUUUAUGGAUUCGCUUGUUGAUCAUGCUGAAGAUGUUAAGGAGCUUCGAAAAAAAGGUAUACUUCUGAAUUAUCUGGGAAGUGAUCAACAGGUUGCUGAUCUUUUUAACGAGAUAUCUGAUAAUCUGGUGCCACACCGGGAUGCCUAUGUGGAAGUUAAAGAAAUGUUAGAAAAGCAUUACACAAGCAAGUGGAAGACUUGGUUGGCAGAGGUUUUGUAUACUCAUUUCUCAAGCCCCUGGACGAUUAUCGCGUUUUUCGCUGCAAUUUUAGCACUUGGAAUGAGUUUCCUUCAGACUUAUAAAGACAUGAAGCAUAGUACGUAGAGGCUAAUGCACUACUACAUUAUUACUAUUUCCUGUAUAUGUUUGUGUGAGGUGCGUGUUGUAACUAUAUUGAAUAAAAUUUGAAUUGAGAUUAUCAAUAAAAUUACAAUAAAAUGAUGCACAUAUCGUUGCCCAUGGGUUA